Messenger RNA from Miscanthus lutarioriparius, 540 nucleotides. Lineage: Eukaryota; Viridiplantae; Streptophyta; Magnoliopsida; Poales; Poaceae. The record is from the annotation of a GenBank genome assembly.
AUGGCGUCGGCGUCGAGCGCGCUCCUCCUCUCCCGUGCGCUCCAGGCCGGCGCCGCAUCUCGAAGUGUCCCCACCCUCCUGCGCCCGCUCGCUGCGGCCGCGAGCCUCCUCUCGGCGGGGGCGGCGGCGGCCGCGCCCGACGCAGGGGUGCGGUGCUUUGCGACCCAGCCGGCGACAUCCUCGCUGCAGGACUCGUCCCCGAACUGGAGCAAACGGCCGCCCAAGGAGACGAUCCUCCUCGACAGGUGCGACUUUGAGCACUGGCUCGUCGUCAUGGAGCCGCCGCCUGGUGACGCCUCCAACCCCGACAUCACGCGCGACGAGAUCAUCGAUAGCUACAUUAAGACCCUCGCCCAAGUCGUCGGGAGUGAUGAAGAAGCUAGGAAAAAGAUAUAUUCGGUGUCAACUCGUCAUUACUUCGCCUUUGGUACCCUUGUAUCUGAGGAACUUUCUGACAGACUGAAAGAGUUGCCCAAGGUCCGCUGGGUUAUUCCUGAUUCAUACUCGGAUGUGAGAAAUAAGGACUAUGGAGGCCUGUGA